Messenger RNA from Lathyrus oleraceus (garden pea), 905 nucleotides. Its product is annotated as E3 ubiquitin-protein ligase RSL1. Lineage: Eukaryota; Viridiplantae; Streptophyta; Magnoliopsida; Fabales; Fabaceae. The record is from RefSeq and is a predicted model, not a curated record. The coding region runs from base 36 to 905 and encodes 289 amino acids. Gene Ontology annotation, biological process: protein ubiquitination. Gene Ontology annotation, molecular function: ubiquitin-protein transferase activity; zinc ion binding. The transcript is spliced from 2 exons.
GUGGGAGAGUCUCUCCGCUCAUUCACCAAACCCUAAUGAUGACAAGAAUGAGAAGAGGAGGCGGUGUUCCACCGUCCACCACGGUGGUAGUUGCCAAACCAUUUCUCUUUUCCCCGAACAGAAACAUCUCCACUAUCAUCAACCUUUGCAAACAAGAAGGCAACAAUUCUAGGAUCAUAAGUUACAUUCCCGAAACAAUCCCUUUUGUUUGCGAAAUCUGCACGGAGGCUAAAACAAUGAAAGACGCUUUCGACAUGAGAGCUUGUUCCCACACUUAUUGCUCCGACUGCGUCGUAAUGUACAUUGAUUCAAAUCUGAAAAACAACAUCGCCAGCCUCCGCUGUCCCUUUAUCGGUUGCAGUGGUUUGCUGGAAGCUGAUAGUUGUCGUAAGAUUCUUCCAGCGGAGAUUUUCGACCGGUGGGGGAGGGCCUCUUGCGAGGCGUUGUUUGAUGUUUCACUGAAAGUGUAUUGUCCCUUUGCAGACUGUUCGGCUCUUUUGGUCAAAGACAGAAAGGAGGAGGUUAUUGGAAAAACAAAAUGUCCGAAUUGUAAGAGGAUAUUCUGUGCAGAAUGUAAGGUUUCAUGGCAUGAAGGAAUAGAAUGCAGCGAGUUCGAGAAACUGAACGCGUAUGAGAAAGACAACGAAGGUGUUAUGUUGAUGCGCCUUGCAAAGGAGAUGGAGUGGAGGAGAUGUCCCACAUGCAGGUUUUAUGUUGCCAGAUCUGAGGGCUGCGAUCACAUGAUAUGCAGGUGUCGAUGUAGAUUUUGUUACAAAUGUGGAGAUGUUUCCAACUUUAAAGACUCGUGCAGUUGUUUUAAGCCCAAACCUCUUCCCCUCCCCGUUCAUAGAGUGUCAACUUAUAUUUUAAUUUCUUUUCUAUUUCUUUGUUAUGUUUGGUAUUAA